AUGUCCCAAUCCUUCACCAAAUUCUGGUCCACAGACCUCACGCGCGAUUCCCUGCUUUCCUUCCUCGACACAUCAACCCUCAAAUCUCUAAGGCUUGUCAACCGCGCCUUUGCAGCGACUACAUCCCGGCAACUCUUCCGCGAUGUCUCCAUCACAUUCAGGUCUAGCACAUUCACGAAACCAGCGCGCAUGGCUGCGCUAGAGCGGAUAGGAUGGAAUAUCCGUACGGUCACAUUUGUGCUCAAUCAUGGACCCGAGAUGUUUCUACCACCGUUGCUGGAUCCGCUGACGGGGGAGGAGGUUUGUUUCGUGUUUACACCCUGUGUGCGGACUACGCCUACUUCUAGUCCUACAGCGUGUAGCUCCUCACCCACAGGGGAAAAAGAAGGGGUGUAUGGGACAUGGGAAAUGACCGAUCUGCUAGUCAAGCAGUAUCCGCCCUUAUUCCAUGCAGCCAUGAACGUAUCCUCGUUCGUGGCUGCGUUGACGCACAUGCCCGCGCUACGACAUUUGAAAGUAAGCUGUGCAGGGCAAGAGUCCACGCAUCGCUACCGUCGCAGCGUGGUGGAUUAUGCGCUUUCCUCGCUCAGGAUUGCGAUUGAGCAAGCUCCCUUGCCGAGACUGGAGGCUUUGUCGCUCACGCCUAUCCAUCCAGGCGGAAUCCAGUAUCUGUGUCCCAUGGCGGGCAUAGGUUCUUUGCCGAAUAGUUGUCGUCGCUGGACUCAGAUCCGGCGUCUUGAAAUUCAUAUGGAUACUUUCCCGUUUGAUAAGGGCCAAGCAACGGAUCAUUUGAAAUUGCUGCAUUCAUACUUACAAGCGUUUCGCGCAUUGCGCGAUUUCAAGUUUCGCUGGGUUGGCGAUGGCCAGAAAGGGCCAAGUCCGCUGUCGCUCGCUACAGAGCCGGCUCUGUGCGAACUAGCAGCGCGGUCACAAGCAUGUCCUAAAACACGGCACUAUCUACGUCCACUCAAAUUUCCAAAUCUGCAAUACAUGGUGUUAGGAAAUGCGGUGCUGGACGCAUCGCAGGUCUCAGAUUUCCUGACCGAGCAUCGCCAUUCCUUACUCGAAUUCGACUUUGAGCAAGUCUCGUUGAGGUCCGGGACAUGGGACGAUGCGCUUGCGCCGUGGAGAACGCUGUCGAGCGCCGAGUACGAUGCUGCAUGGGGCGAAAAGCAGGCUGUUGAAGUCGAGGUCAUGGAAGUCCCAUUCGUACUGGGGCCUAGUCCAGACGAAGAAUCAACACCCACGUCUUCACCCGAACAACACAGCAAACGACGCAAGAAGAAAAAGAAGAAGAGACAUGCCAAAUCGAGCGAGGUUGCGAUAAAUAAUGACCUGUUUGCUUCAACAGCUGCAAUGUUGUUAGAGGAGGAACCGGUGCAUCGGAACCUUAAUUUCAAGACUCUGCGUGAGGGAUUGAGUAAUUGGGCGCGGUCAAAGAGGAUCCUCUGGGGGAGUGGCCAUAGCCAUGGCCAUGAUUAUUUGCACAAGGCUGUUCAGUCACCUAUACUUGUAUAG
Talaromyces amestolkiae is the source of this 1518-nucleotide messenger RNA. RefSeq lists its product as uncharacterized. The record is from RefSeq and is a predicted model, not a curated record. The transcript has a single exon. Lineage: Eukaryota; Fungi; Ascomycota; Eurotiomycetes; Eurotiales; Trichocomaceae. The coding region runs from base 1 to 1518 and encodes 505 amino acids.